AUGUCUCCUGUUUUAUUUUAUUUAGCAGGGGUGUUUGCUGCUAGUUUGUUAAGCCCUGGGGUUAUCAAGGCAAUGGGUCGAGGAAGAGGAAAGGGUAAGAAGUUGAGUGUAAUUGACCCCAAUGAUCCAGGAAGUGAUGAGGAAGAGAAAAUCCCUACUCAGAGAGGAAGGCCACAAAAAUCACUCAAAGAUGACAUUGAGGAAGAAGCAACUGAGAUGAUCGAAGAGGAAGAUUCUGAGAAUGAAAAAAAUGGAAUUCCAAACUUGGAGAUUAAAAAUUCUGCUACGGGAAAUGGGAAGAAGAGGAAUCAGAAUACUCGGAUGAAAGAAAAGCAUGAUUCAGUUAAAGAAGAAAACGAUAAUGGAACAAGAUCAAGCAACGCUGAAUCUACUAGGUCAAAUAAUGGUUUCCGCCAUAGGCGGAAAAACAAGCCUCGCCGUGCUGCAGAAGCUGGUGUUGAGUGCAACUGA
Messenger RNA from Nicotiana tabacum (common tobacco), 471 nucleotides. RefSeq lists its product as uncharacterized. The record is from RefSeq and is a predicted model, not a curated record. Lineage: Eukaryota; Viridiplantae; Streptophyta; Magnoliopsida; Solanales; Solanaceae.